Penicillium egyptiacum is the source of this 358-nucleotide messenger RNA. Lineage: Eukaryota; Fungi; Ascomycota; Eurotiomycetes; Eurotiales; Aspergillaceae. The record is from the annotation of a GenBank genome assembly.
AUGGGCCUUCAUUAUGCCGAUAUCCAUAAUGCAUUCGACCGUCAAGUACGGAACGACCCCGAGGCACGGAUUGACGCUGAGAGCGCGGACUUUUCUGAUGAGUAUCUCCAGAAUGCAUUAGACGCUCUAGCACGGAUUGACCCCGAGACCGCGGACUUUUCUGGAGGGGAUAUCCAGAAUGCAUUAGACGAUCUAGCACGGAUCGACCCCGAGACCGCGGACUUUUCUGGAGGGGAUAUCCAGAAUGCAUUAGACGAUCUAGCACGGAUCGACCCCGAGACCGCGGACUUUUCUGAGGGGGAUAUCCAGAAUGCAUUAGACGCUCUAGCACGGAUCGACCCUGAGAGCGCGGACUUUU